AGAUUCGAAGCAUAACAAAAUGUUUGUGUGCUCGGUCGAGUGGUGGUCUGCGGUUGAUAAGAAAUUACCAACGGCAGACUCUCCAUUGGUAGCUAUUUGGAGAACGACCCUUCUUCAAUCCGCACCAGACAUCCGUCGAAGGACACGUGCAAACUCGCAUUUAGUGAUAGACGCGGCAUAUGCCGUGUGCUUAACCGGUUUGGUUCAUCGAUCAGAAGUGAAGGAAGUUUAGUUAGGGACAACCCUCGAGUAAGUCUUACCAUGUGUUCUCCUGGUUCCUGGAGUUUAAUAAUAAUUGGUAUUCUCGCUAUUUGUUGCGCAUGGAAAACUGGAUUCCUCUCGUGGCCGCGUUCUAGUGUCAGAGCUACGGCGUCGAUAAGAUUAGAUCUUAGCUUGCCCUCCACGGCUCUAUCGAUCAAUCAGCAUAUCUUCAAUUCGACCUCGGCUGGAAGAACGAAUGAUAAAAAUCGUAAAAAAUAUCGUGGCACGGUAUCGAGAUAUAUGCUUAGACUUUACCAUUUACGUCCGGAACAUGACGUCGUCAGGGCACUCCAACCGAUUCACGUUUCGGCACCUGUCACCGAUGGAGGACGGAUCGUCGAGUUUUCUGUACCGUUCGUUGAUUCUCAGGAAACCUUGGAAACCGCAGAAUUGCUCGGUACAGCAGGGACUAUAUUUAGAGUAAGGAGCAUAGACGAGUUUUCGAGACAGACGACUCGAGAAAAAAUGUCAAGGUCAAGAAGGGACGAGGCUUGGAGAGCCUUCAACGUUACAUCAGCGGUCGCUAAAAGAAACGGGAAUCUUGUUAGACUACAUGUACACGGAAGAGUGUCUUACAGGCCAAGAGCGGACGGACCAAUCUUGUUGUUGAGUUACAGGAAACCAAAAAGAAGGAAGAGGUAUCGUCGUUCUACGUCCUUGGAAAAGGAUGAUAACGAGGAUAAUAUACAUUGGGAGGACGAUGGUAUUCGACGAAGACGUAGAAACUCAUGCAAAAAGCGUCCGCUUUACGUCGAUUUCGCUUUGAUCGCUUACGACGAAUGGGUCGUGGCACCGCCAGGAUACGAAGCGUAUCAAUGCGCUGGAAAGUGUUAUUACCCGUUCGGUGAUCAUCUCAGUCCGACGAAACACGCCAUAGUUCAAACGCUCGUUCACGGUGCUCUUCAACGUACCGAAAGUAUAAAUGGUAAUAAACCUGUCGGAAGAGCGUGUUGCGUUCCAACGAGAUUGGCACCCACGAGUUUGCUCUAUCUCGAUUCGACUGGUACUUUGACGUAUCAGUACGGUUACGAAGAUAUGGUGGUAGCGGAAUGUGGUUGUCGGUGAUCAUCGUAUUAGUCGUUUUU
This is a messenger RNA of Vespula vulgaris, 1346 nucleotides long. Its product is annotated as bone morphogenetic protein 2-like. Gene Ontology annotation, molecular function: cytokine activity; growth factor activity. Bases 262 to 1326 code for a protein of 354 amino acids. The transcript has a single exon. The record is from RefSeq and is a predicted model, not a curated record. Gene Ontology annotation, cellular component: extracellular region. Lineage: Eukaryota; Metazoa; Arthropoda; Insecta; Hymenoptera; Vespidae. Gene Ontology annotation, biological process: BMP signaling pathway; SMAD protein signal transduction.